UGCCUAUAAAAAGGGAAGCUAAUUUCCAAGACUUCCAAGUUGCGAGUUUAAGCAACCAUAGAAAGACAAAGGCAUUUAUUACAACCUUACUCUCCUUUUCCUGUCUUUCUUUUUCAGUAUUGUGGUGCUUCUUUCUUUCUUUAACAGCUAAAAUAUUCAGAAACAUGGAAGGGAAGAUGAGUUGGACGGUGGCGGAUGCGGUGGACUACAAGGGUUUCCCGGCUGACAGAUCCAAAACUGGUGGUUGGAUGCCAGCUGCACUCAUUCUAGGGAUUGAGAUCUGUGAGAGGUUGUCAACAAUGGGGAUUGCAGUUAACCUUGUGACAUACUUGGGAGGAACACUGCAUUUGCCAAGUUCAACUUCAGCCAACGUAGUCACAGAUUUCAUGGGCACAUCUUUUCUCUUGUGUUUGCUUGGUGGCUUUCUUGCUGAUACAUUCCUCGGCAGAUACAAGACAAUUGCCAUAUUUUCCAUCAUACAAACACUUGGGACUGGCACAUUAGCAUUGGCUACAAAGCUGCCACAGCUACGCCCACCACCAUGCCAUGGAUCCCAUACAUGCAAACAAGCCAAUGGAUUUCAGAUGGGGAUUUUAUACAUCGCUCUGUAUCUAAUUGCACUAGGCACUGGUGGCCUGAAAUCCAGUGUCUCAGGAUUUGGAACUGAUCAGUUCGAUGAAAAAGAUGAAAAGGAGAAAUCCCAAAUGGCUUAUUUUUUCAACAGGUUCUUCUUUUUCAUCAGUACUGGAACCUUGAUGGCGGUCACAGUGCUUGUUUACAUACAAGAUGAAGUUGGUCGGAGCUGGGCUUACGGGAUCUGCUCAGUCUCCAUGUUUGUAGCCGUUUUGAUAUUUUUAUCAGGGACCAAAAGAUACAGAUACAAGAAAAGCUUGGGAAGUCCAAUAGUUCAGAUUUUCCAAGUUAUUGUAGCUGCAAUAAAUAAGAGGAAGAUGAAACUACCUUACAAUGUCGAAUUAUUAUACGAAGACACUCCUGAAACUUCAAGAAUCCAUCAUACAGAUCGAUUUCGGUUCUUGGACAAGGCCGCCAUUGUUGGGGAAGGUGAUCUUGAGAGAAACGUUGGGCCUGCUGCUGCUCCAAAUCCUUGGAAACUUAGCCCAGUCACAAGGGUCGAGGAAGUGAAAAUGAUGGCGGCGCUUCUCCCAAUAUGGGCCACAACCAUCUUAUUUUGGACCACUUACGCACAAAUGAUGACCUUUUCAGUGGAGCAAGCCUCCACCAUGGAAAGAUCAGUUGGAGGUUUCCAAAUUCCUGCAGGUUCCCUCACUGUCUUCUUUGUGGCAGCUAUAUUGAUCACUCUGGCUGUUUAUGACCGUCUCGUUAUGCCAUUAUGGAAGAAAUGGAAAGGAAAACCAGGUUUCAGCAGCCUACAGAGAAUUGCCUUAGGCUUAGCACUAUCAACUAUGGGAAUGGCAUCUGCCGCAGUAGCCGAGGUGAAAAGACUGGAAGUGGCUCGAGCCACGGGUGCAAGUGCAACGACUGGAACCCUGCCUGUAACAGUGUUCAUAUUGAUCCCACAGUUCUUCCUAGUGGGUGCCGGUGAGGCUUUCAUUUACACAGGCCAGCUUGAUUUCUUCAUCACUCAAUCUCCCAAAGGAAUGAAAACCAUGAGCACUGGUUUGUUCCUCACAACACUGUCUCUGGGUUUCUUCGUCAGCAGUCUGCUGGUAUCAGUGGUGAAAAGCGUGAUGGGAGGCAGCAAUGGUGGACAAGGAUGGCUGGCUGAUAACAUAAACCACGGCAGACUUGACUGCUUCUAUGGACUUUUAGCCGUUUUGGGGGUCAUAAAUUUUGCUCUAUAUAUUGUUUCAGCAGUAUGGUUCAAGCCCAGGAAAUCCAAACCAGCUACUCUACAAAUGGACACCAUUGUUAAUGGCUCCUCUACUGCUGAGAAUAAGUGCUAAACUACUUCAGGGAUUGCAAUAUAUGGGUGUUUUUUUUUAAGCUUGUUUUUCGCCUUUGUGUAUUAAGAUUUGGUUCCAUUUCUCUCUCUUUUUCUUCUUUUUAAUAGAAAAGCAAAUUUUUAAGUACA
Molecule: messenger RNA, 2053 nt
Organism: Gossypium raimondii (Peruvian cotton)
Lineage: Eukaryota; Viridiplantae; Streptophyta; Magnoliopsida; Malvales; Malvaceae
Product: protein NRT1/ PTR FAMILY 6.2
Exons: 6
Coding region: 165-1925 (586 amino acids)
Biological process (GO): transmembrane transport; oligopeptide transport
Cellular component (GO): membrane
Molecular function (GO): transmembrane transporter activity
Source: RefSeq, a predicted model, not a curated record